Acomys russatus (golden spiny mouse) is the source of this 2039-nucleotide messenger RNA. It is a transcript of the gene Ints14, whose product is annotated as integrator complex subunit 14. The coding region runs from base 197 to 1753 and encodes 518 amino acids. Gene Ontology annotation, biological process: snRNA 3'-end processing. Lineage: Eukaryota; Metazoa; Chordata; Mammalia; Rodentia; Muridae. The record is from RefSeq and is a predicted model, not a curated record. Gene Ontology annotation, cellular component: integrator complex. The transcript is spliced from 11 exons.
GUGAGCUGGGCUUCAUGCUUUCCUGCUCCUCUGAUUCUACGUGGCUCACCACCACAUAUUUCUGGGAAACUGGUUAAAAUUGUGGUUGAAAACUUUUCCCUUCCCAGGAUACGUAAGACGGUAUUUCUUUUCCACAGCGUUUCUCUGGUUGUAGCUGGCUGUCUGUGCUGACAAGGAGUGCUAGAACUGUCCCAUCAUGCCUACUGUGGUGGUAAUGGAUGUGUCCCUUUCCAUGACGAGACCUGUGUCUGUCGAGGGGUCUGAGGAGUACCAGAGGAAGCACCUGGCGGCCCAUGGCUUGACAAUGCUAUUUGAACACAUGGCCACGAACUACAAGCUUGAGUUUACAGCACUGGUGGUGUUUUCUUCACUUUGGGAGCUGAUGGUCCCCUUUACAAGAGAUUACAAUACCCUGCAGGAAGCCCUGAGUAACAUGGACGACUAUGACAAAACCUGCCUGGAGUCGGCAUUAGUUGGUGUUUGCAACAUUGUGCAGCAAGAAUGGGGUGGAGCAAUUCCUUGCCAGGUUGUUCUGGUGACUGAUGGCUGUCUCGGCAUUGGCAGAGGGUCUCUGCGACAUUCCUUAGCUACUCAGAACCAAAGAAGUGAGAGCAACAGAUUUCCACUCCCCUUUCCUUUCCCGUCUAAGUUGUAUGUCAUGUGCAUGGCGAACUUGGAGGAGCUUCAGAGCACUGAUUCCUUGGAAUGUCUUGAACGACUCAUUGACUUAAAUAAUGGGGAAGGGCAAAUUUUUACUAUUGAUGGCCCCCUGUGUUUGAAAAAUGUACAGUCUAUGUUUGGAAAGCUCAUCGAUCUGGCGUACACUCCUUUCCACGCUGUUCUCAAGUGUGGCCACCUAACGGCUGAUGUACAAGUCUUCCCCAGGCCAGAACCUUUUGUUAUAGAUGAAGAAAUUGAUCCUAUCCCCAGAGUCAUUAACACAGAUUUGGAAAUAGUGGGCUUUAUUGACAUAGCUGACAUUUCUAGCCCCCCAGUUCUGUCGAGGCAUUUGGUCUUGCCCAUAGCACUUAACAAAGAAGGUGAUGAGGUGGGUACCGGCAUCACUGAUGACAAUGAAGAUGAGAACUCAGCCAAUCAGAUUGCUGGCAAAAUACCCAACUUCUGUGUACUGCUCCACGGUAGCCUGAAAGUGGAAGGAAUGGUGGCAAUUGUUCAACUAGGUUCUGAAUGGCAUGGAAUGCUCUACUCCCAAGCUGACAGCAAGAAGAAAUCAAACCUCAUGAUGUCUCUCUUUGAGCCUGGCCCAGAACCUCUCCCGUGGCUAGGGAAAAUGGCACAGUUGGGUCCCAUUUCAGAUGCUAAAGAAAACCCUUAUGGGGAGGACGACAACAAAAGCCCAUUCCCCCUGCAGCCCAAAAACAAACGAAGUUAUGCCCAGAAUGUGACUGUCUGGAUCAAGCCCAGCGGCCUGCAGACAGAUGUACAGAAGAUCUUAAGAAAUGCAAGGAAGCUCCCUGAAAAAACACAGACAUUCUACAAGGAGCUGAACAGAUUACGAAAAGCUGCCUUAGCCUUUGGUUUCCUGGACCUGCUUAAAGGGGUGGCAGACAUGCUGGAGAGGGAGUGCACCCUGCUGCCUGACACAGCCCACCCAGACGCUGCAUUCCAGCUCACGCAUGCUGCCCAGCAGCUCAAGCUGGCCAGCACUGGCACCUCUGAGCACGCUGCAUAUGACCACAACAUCACACCCCUGCACACGGACUUCUCAGGGAGCAGCACUGAAAGAAUGUGAUGCUGACCUCUGGAGCUUUCCCUCUCCACCCACAGACCCUGAGCUGCCCCACAAACAGCAUUUGUCAGUUUGACUGUUUCUACUGCACUCAGAGGAGGUCUGACAGGUGCUUGUCUGGGCUCUAACAUUAGCUGUAUGGGACUCAGGCUUUAGGUCCAGAAACAGCCAUUGCUCUGUCAUGGGCACAGCUCCUGAGAAGCUGGACAGAUGAGAGCACUCAGGAAGCCUGACCAGCGUGGGCCCUCCAACAUCCAGAAAGCAAUUCUUCUACAGGUGUAUGUCUCAG